Papaver somniferum (opium poppy) is the source of this 1594-nucleotide messenger RNA. Its product is annotated as UPF0481 protein At3g47200-like. The transcript is spliced from 3 exons. Lineage: Eukaryota; Viridiplantae; Streptophyta; Magnoliopsida; Ranunculales; Papaveraceae. The record is from RefSeq and is a predicted model, not a curated record. Bases 227 to 1588 code for a protein of 453 amino acids.
AUUUUGGACUACUCAUUCCUUUCUCUGCAUCAUUAUUGUUGAUAUUGUUAUAACUGUACUGUAUUUUAGUCCAUUUUUUAAGGGGUGGUUUCUCAGCAAUUUCGGUGAUUAAUUUCCUGUGUAAAGAAUAUAAGUUUAUAUGAAGAACAAAUGAACUCUGGAGAAAGACAAUCUCGUGGUCACUGCUUCAUAGAGGAAACAUAUAGCUAUUUGAAAGAAUUAAAGCAUGAGCAGGUACAGGGAGAUAGAAAUGAACAGCACAGAGGCUGAUAAAAGCAAAGGAAAAGCGCCGCUCAUCGAACAUGAGAAAGAAAAGCAUUACGAUCCAGAAAAUCCGCCAGAGAGUUCAGGAAUUUCCAAAGAAGGGCUUUACGAUAUAGAAAAUCCACCAGAGAAUUCAAGAAUCUCCAAAGUCCCAACUCACAUGAGGGUGAGAAACUUAGCAGCUUACGAGCCAAAAGUGGUGUCGAUCGGUCCGUAUCACCAUGGUAAACUUCAUCUUGUGCCAAUGGAGAACCACAAGCAGACAGCGCGAGAUAACCUUGUCAAGGCAUCUAAACUGACACUCAAACACUUUGAGGAUGAAAUGAAAAAAGUGAUGGAAACAUUGAAGAUGUUCUAUGUGGAUCUGGACAGCCAUAAAUGGAAUGAUGAUGCAUUCGUCGAGCUCAUGAUUCUUGAUGGAUGUUUCCUCAUUGAAAUCUUAUCUGGUCCUUAUAAAUUUCAUAAGCCUUACUCAACUGCUCAUCCCAUUUUUAGUGAACAUGGGCAUGCGAUAUACUAUGAUGCUGUGAUGCAAGAUUUGCUGAUGGUUGAGAAUCAAAUACCUUACCUUGCAGUUGAAACAUUAUGGAAUUGUAGAAUGGAAAUCGAACCGGGGGUGAAUGCGGUCUCAAAUGUCAUCUCUCAAUGGAUUUGGAUUGGCGUGAAAGAGCCAGGCCAUCACAUUCUUGACACGCAUAUUGUGGGAUUACUAGAAGUGGGUAAGAAGAAUAGGAAGCCUGAUGUAAAAGUGAGGUGUGCUUUGAAGCUUUACCAGUCUAACGUGCAGUUCAAAAAGAGUGCUUCCUACAAGGAUAUGGGCUUCGAUAAAGAAACUGGAAUCUUCACCCUUCCAUCUAUUAUCAUCAACGAACGCACAGUAACAACUUAUCUCAAUAUGGUUGCGCGGACUCUUACAUGGUCAGCAUCAAAAACAGCAGAACUUGCCAUUUACGCUCAUCUCUUGGGCGUUCUUGUACAGUCGGCCAAGGACGUUAGAGUGCUCCAACGCUAUGAAAUCAUAGUUAAUGAACUAAGUAACCAUGAGGCUGUUGUGGAUGUUAUACAGGAAAUUGUCAAUGGCAUCACUGUUCCGGAUGAUGUGAGAACUAAACACAGAUCGGUUCUCAAAGACCUGAAUGAGUUUUGCCAAAGGAAAACUAUCAGGUUGAAGAAAGUAUUGUAUAUUUGGUUAUUGAACCUCCGGCAGACACAUUUUAGAACUCCAUGGUCUGGAUUAUCUUUAAUUGCCGCAAUCGCUCUUUUGACACUCGCUGGCAUUCAGGCUGCGUAUGCAAUCUUGUCGUAUAAAAAACAAAAACAUUAGCGUGUA